GAUCUGUCAAUAACCAUUGCAAAAAGGUUAACACAAUUGAGGAUGGGCCCGCCCCAGAACCACUUAAGUAUAGCCACAUUUGGCUUUAACAACUUUCGUUACAAACUGGCUGGAUAGCCUUAAUUGCCGAGGCCAUUGAAUCGAAAAGAAGAAGAAAUUUCAUGAGCUUCAUAUCAAAACAUUGGAAUUGUGUCACUCAUUUCUCUUUAAAUAUCCACAGCAAAACUUGCACAGUUAUCAUUAUGAGUGAACCAGAAAAAAUGGACAUAUCUGAAACCUCUGACCAAUCUAGUCCAGAUAACACAAGCGCUAGUCAUUUGAUGCCCUCCAACCCCAACGUAGAAUACGAUGCCGACGAUGAAAACACCAUUUUACCAAAUAAGGGUACUUCACUAGUCAAAAACGCUACCAACUCUCAUCCGUUGAUGUACUCCCCCACUUCGUCCAUAUCUCCUGAUUUUCCAGACGUGAUACCGAAACACAUCAAGAGGUACCCCAGCUAUGAAAAACAUUUCGUUCCGGAUGCACACAGUUCAAUGACUGAGGCGUUGGAUCUACACCUAGGGGAAUACGAUGAAUCAUUACCAGAUUUUCCCAGCAGUCCGUCAGCUUUAAAAAAGUCUAUACAGUUUGAUCUGCCUGUCGAGGUUUCUCAUGAUACUUUAAGCGAUAAUGAAAAUGAUAAGUCUAUCUAUGAAGCACAUCUGAGCUCCAACCUGCAAAACGUCUCACUCACCAUGAAUGAAAAAGAAGGUAACCUAAAUUUCCUCGCACAUAGCAAAAAGAGUAACAAACUUAGGAAAAUUAAGGUUGUGCCGACUCAGGAUAGUGAAGACAGUGAUGUUUCUUCUCUGGAUACAAAUUCCGACAGUUUGAAGUCUGAAAAUGUAUUUAAUGGAGACUUGGAAACUUUUGAAGACAAACUUGAAGAUGAAACUACCACUCCCGAACCCAUCGAACCGCUCAGCGCUGCAGACGAGCGCUGUCACGCGCGUUACUGGCAACGGAUGGUGCUACCAGGGGGCGAACAACGCACAAUCGAUAUGCGAGUCAUCGAACCCUACAAACGCGUGCUCAGUCAUGGGGGGUACCUCAGAGCUGGAGGGCACACCGCCAUUGUGCUAUUCUCGGCCUGCUACUUGCCAGACAGAUCCAGGGUGGACUAUGAUUACGUGAUGGAUAACUUGUUUUUGUAUGUCCUUUGGACGUUGGAGCGUCUUGUCACUGAAGACUACGUGCUGGUGUAUCUUCAUGGGGGCGCAACUAGGUUACCUUCAUUCGGUUGGUUGAAAAGGUGCUAUCAAAUGGUAGGAAGAAAACUCAGGAAGAACCUAAGCCAUCUCUAUAUGGUGCAUCCAACACUUUGGAUAAAAACUAUGCUGUUCAUGGCCAAGCCUUUCAUCAGUUCGAAAUUCUACAGGAAAAUAACAUUUGUCAGCACCCUUCGAGAGCUAAUGGUCAGAGUGCCUAUCGAGGCAGCCGCCUUGCCCGACAAAGUCAAGGCCUACGACAGCCUUCACGCUGGGUCCUAACUCGCAUGAAACCUCACUGGGUGCCUUGCCUCCAUACCUUCAUCGACAUUCCUGGAGCUUUACGGACUGUACUUAAUCAUACAUCGAAUUUCCAUAUACAUUCCUCAGAGGGAGUUCGAGUCGAGACUUUUUGGAGGUUUUUGAAGGUACACGCAUUGGUGAGUGCCUGUUGGAUUCUUGAGAGUACAAAAAUAUUUGUGGCGUUUUAUACGAAAUCUCGACUCGACUCCCCUUCAUGUUUACAGCGACGGCAAAAAGUGCGAAACAUCAUUAGUUUUUCUUGAAAUUCUUCAUAAUUUCUUCAUAUUCAGAAAUCCCAAACUUAUCGGCCAGGAUGUUUGCUUUUAUGAACGAUAGCAAAUAGUCAAAAUUUAAAGCUCUUUCAAUUUCGAUAGAGGUUUCCAAAAAUAGAAAUAGACACUCUUGAAAAUUGUUUAUGGACAUCCUCAAACUCAGCCAAUUGACACUUUUGAAAUCGGUCAGUCAUCAAGUAUUAUCAAGGGGAAUUUUAUACCCGUACGGUGAUUAACGCAUGUAAACUUUCACGGCUUGAGAUACCUGGUGUGAAAGCUAUUUUCCGGGUUUUUAAGCCGUGGUCUGCAAGUUUUUAAUCAUGGCGUUUCGUCUACUACUGCGGUAGAUAUUAUCAAAGGCAAUGGAUAAUGGUCGAAGUGCUCCAGUUGGUGCACAUCGUAAACACAAUUUCAAUCACUUCAACAGUUACCGCAUCUUCUUUGAUAAUGUCUACGGCAGUUGUAGACGAAAAUAGCAUUCAUACAUAUAAAAGGUGACUUAUGACAUGUUAAAAUUGAAAAUUAUGGGAAAAUUAAAUCUAUAUGUUUUCUCCGUUCAUUCAAAAUAUAAGAUCAAAAGUUGACAAGACAUUUUGCUACUUCAAAUGCAUUCUCAUUCCCAACUUAUUAGAUGCAACAUAUAUUUCAUAAUGAUUUCACUGAUAAUGGUGGCAAAACCUCAACAUUCUCAGAUAUAAUUAAUAUCAAUUAAAAAUUCUUCGAUCUACAGGAAGUAUAGAAUUUGGGAACCGAAAUAAAAAAUCACAAUUUUGUUGCAGUUAUUUCUCCCCAUGAAUUCAAAAGGAAAUAUUUUGAAAAGGGGAAUAAAUGAAAGAAGUGUUUCUGUGGCAAAACAUUCACAAAUAUCUCGUAAACUAAUUCGUGACUUCUCACACCAUUGAUUUAUAUCUUGUUUUCAUCGAAUUUUGACUUUUGGAGAAAAUUAAGUAAUUCAUCAAUUCAAAUUAAAUAUUUUAGGUGACUGAUUUCAAUAUUUUUUCAACGGCAGCACAUUCAAACUGUCAACUAACAGAUUUUCAAAUUUCACCAUCGCAUCGGCACCAUUGAUUUGGAAUUUGUGGGAAAUUCAAAAUAUUGGUGUGUUACUUUUUGAAAUUUACUUUUGCAAUUCACUCGGAAUUGGAGUUUUGCAAACGAAUGACGCCAAAUGUGAAAUGUUGAAACUGCUACGAGUCAAGGAUUAACGAGGUCUUACCUUUUAAUGUGCGUCUUACGUUGCUUCAUUCAAAUAGUGACACCAGAAAUAUAUCUUUCAUCAGAAAAUCCUCCAACGUGGUGUCUUUAAUGGGUUUUAAAUUUUUUGUUUGCUCAAAAUAUGACAUACUGAAAAAUUUUGUUGCUAAUUUUUUCUAUUUCAAAUUUCCUGCCAGAUCCGAGAAGGCGGUGCUGCUUGACAAUUAUUGGGAUUUCUAUAGAUGCAGACAGGAUUACUUAUACCGAUUUUCAUGUACAGAAAAAGAAAAAUAUCUUCUCAAAUAGCAGGCAAUUUAUGCUAGUCGCUGUAAUAGUUCAAUUUAUUCAUUUUUUUAUAGACAAACUGGUUAUUCUAGUUGCACGUGUGGUGGUGUAUGCAAUAUUAUUCACACAUACAGGGUGUUACAAUAGUUGUGGCUACACUUCCUUCUCUAUAGUGCAAAAAGGUGUAUUUUCCUGACCAAAAGUAGCAAAUCCAUUGACAUUAGUAUUGUGAUAGUGUAUGUUUUCUUUCUAUUUUAAACAUGUUCUCUUUAAGGUCUGUUAAUGAUAAUUUAUACUUAGAAUUAACAAAAUGUUUUACAGCUCUCUAUUUUAUUAACUAAGCCAUGACAUUCAAAUAAAAUGAACUGGGGUUCUGAAAUACUUGAAUGUAUGAGGUUUUCCUUCAAGUUGAUAUUAUAAUUCAUCAUAUCUUUAUGUGAUUGUGUUCUUAUGUCCUGCAUAAGGUUUUUUCUCUUCAGGAAUAAUAAAUACUAUUUGUGAUGCUUACAUUGUGAAAUCAUUCAAUUUUGGGACUUUGAAAUCUGGUAAUUUUAGCGAUUGAUUAGAGUUUUAGAACCUUUUUUUGAACAGGAUGAGAAUUUACAAAAAACAUUUUAGUCAUAUUCAGAUAUAAUGAGUUGAAUAUGAAUCAAGUAUCUACUCUAUCUAGUGCUAUAUAACGGUCAAUAUUAUUAUCAUUUUUGGUUGAAACUAAUCUAAAUUGCCAAGAGCUCAUUUACGUAUUGAAAGAAUGAGUUGGGCCCUAUAAUGGAACCUUGUGGAACUCCUAAACCAAUUUCCAUCUCAUUAGAGUUGUUUUUUCGACAUCUGGUACGUUAUACGUUUGUGUGAAUCAUUUUCACUGUUUUUUUUAAUUGAGUAUACCACGACUGAUAAAUUUGAAAGGUUAUCAAAUAAUUUUUAAUCGCGUCACCAAAAUGCACAAACUUUUGAUAAGCCGAAACCUGAUACACACCUAAUGGCAAAAACCACAAAUUGUUCCAAAGGAAUUUGUCUUCAAUACUAAGAUCAAUACAAUAGAUUUUUAUUUAAAAUCUGUAUAUUUUCAAAAACUUAUUGUUUGCAUUUCAAAGCUGAAUAUUCUCUAAAUAAGUGGAUCGAUUUUCAAAAGUGAAACAAUAGAGCAUCAUAAUCCCUUUUUAAAGAGGUAUACUUCACCCCCCCCACUCCUAUUGUUAUUUAAAUGGGGGGUGGCACCCCUAUUUUUUUGUAAAAAUUUAGGUCUCUUAAUAACAAACUUGACGUGUUUUUGGCAAUUCUUGCAGUACAUUUCUGAUUUCCUUCUUUGUGUUCAUUAAUAGUUUUUUUUUUAUUCAUCAACACGCCAUGGAUAAAAAUUUCAAGUUAUUUCAGAGCCCCUUUGCCAGUUCAACUCAUUAUUAUAUUUUCGUCAACUAUACCAUGUUCCCACAAUUUUUUUUUUGUAAAUAUGUGAAUGAUUUUCUUGUGAUGAGUGUAGAUCUGUGAGAGAUUAGACGAGUAAUUCUUACAUAAUAUACUAUUCUACACAUACAAAGAUGGGUACCUAUUUCGGCAGUAUUAGUCAUAUUUAUUUUUAGAUUUAUAUUGUUUCAAAUGUAAAUAAAUCAUAAAGGCUUCUUUUAUAA
Molecule: messenger RNA, 4932 nt
Organism: Leptinotarsa decemlineata (Colorado potato beetle)
Lineage: Eukaryota; Metazoa; Arthropoda; Insecta; Coleoptera; Chrysomelidae
Product: BCL2/adenovirus E1B 19 kDa protein-interacting protein 2
Cellular component (GO): cytoplasm
Source: RefSeq, a predicted model, not a curated record